UGGCUCAGGGCUCACUUGGGCUUGGAUGCUGUUCCCUUAAGGCACAACAGGUGGAAAUGCAGGGCUAGAAGUAUGAGUAUUUAAAACUGGCUGGCACUGCCCGAGCCUGGCAUCCUGGAAGGAGACAGGACUGACACAUGCACACACACAAGGAGGUCCUGGGGUCAACCACGAAGCCAGGAGUGGUGAAGCAAAGAGAAAGCAAGAAGUACAAAACGGUCUGCAGAAUUAACCUGACGUGGAAUGCAAGAAGAAUGACUUUACUGGCAUUCAUCCUCCUGCUCUCCUUCCUCCCAGCUGAAUCUGCAAAAAGCAGAUAUCCUCCCAAAGCAAGCUUAAACCCAGUGUUCGGACCGCAGCAGGUGUACGGUCUGAUCGAUGGCUCCGUUAGCAUCAAGUGCUUCUACCCUUCCACCACGGUGAACAGACACGAUAGGAAGUACUGGUGCAAGGAAUCCUCCAGGAGCUGCCUGACUGUGAUAUCCACCAGUGGAUACACAGCACGGGGCUACCAGGGCAGAGUCACCAUUGCCGACUUCCCGGAGCAGGGCAUCAUGCUGGUCAACGUCUCACAGCUGGCCCUGGCAGAUCAGGGCACCUACCAGUGUGGCAUCGGGCUCAAUGGCAAAGGGCUCUCCAACAAGGUCAAACUGGACGUUUCUGAAGGUCCAGACAUACCUGAGGAAGCUGAGCUCUUCUAUGUGGAGCUGCAAGGCUCUGUGAGCAUGGCCUGUGACUUCGGGGGGGAUUAUGCCAGCACAAGGAAGUUUUUCUGCAAGAUGGAGAAGAGCGGCUGCCGCAACAUCGUCGAUACAUAUGGGAAAAUAGAUCCGGAUUUCCAAGGGAGAGUCCUGCUGAGCAAUGAUAACACAGAAGGAGCAUUCAGCAUCAUGAUAACCCAGGUGGGCUGGGAAGAUGCUGGCCUGUACCUGUGUGGGGUUGGCUCCUAUGGAGAGUAUGGAAAAACGAAGGAGCUGAGUGUGCACGUCUAUGAGGGGACAAAAGCUCCACAAGAAAAGGACACAGUAUUUGGAAUAAAAGGAAGUUCAGCAACUAUUGAUUGCAACUACGAUCCGACCAAGAAUUACACGCUGAAGUAUUUGUGCAAAUGGAGAACGACGGGCUGUGCUCGGAUCAUAGAUAACACUGGCUUCCUGUCGAUCCCAUAUGAAGGACGAGUGGCCAUGUUUGACAACCCAAAGAAUGGCACAUUCAGCAUCAUCCUGAACCAGCUGCGCAGCAGCGAUGAGGGCUUCUAUUGGUGCAUGACAAAUGAUCACAGGGAGAGGAAAACAUCAAAGGAGCUGAAGAUCAUAGAAGGAGAGCCUGGAUUAACAGGAAAGGAGGAAGUGCAGGCAGAAGUGGGUUCACGGGUGGACUUAACGUGCUCCUACUCAUGCAAGUACUACUCCUAUGAGAAGUAUUGGUGCAAGUGGAGCAGCGAUGGCUGCACCCCACUGACUGCUUCUGACCAAAGCCAACCAGGGCUGGAUGUCAGCUGUGACACUGCCAACAAAACACUCAUCCUGAGCCUCGACCCUGUGACAGUGGAGGACCAGGGGUGGUAUUGGUGUGGGGUGAGACGCAAUGGUCACUAUGGGGAGACCAUGGCAGUGUCCCUGCAGGUGGACGGAGGGGAAGCUGUCAACAUCAGCCCGGAGCUCCUGGAUCUGGAAGCCAGCAAUACUGCUGCUCCUGCUGGGGCUGUUCCGCAGGGCAGAGCCAACAGCGAUGCUGGGGUGCAAAGGGCAGCUGCCUCAGAAAGCUCUGAGCAAAGCUCUGGCCCCAACACUCUUGCUUUAAUCCUUGGCCCCGUUAGUGCAGCUCUCCUGGUCCUUGCUACAGCUUUUGCUGUCUUUAAAUAUCGUCAGAUCAAGCGAUCAGAUCUGGUGUCAGUGGGCAGCUACAGGACCAACAUCAGCAUGUCAGACUUUGAGAACGCAAAAGAGUACGGAGCAAACGACAACGUGUGCAUGAGACAGAGCCAGGAGACCCAGCUGGGAGGGGAUGAAUUUGUCACCACCACAGCCAGCAUUGAAAGCACUGCGGAGACAAAGAAGGCAAAACGGGGCUCCAAGGAGGACGCUGACCUCGCCUACUCUGCCUCUCUCCUCACCCCCAGCACUGUCACCCAGAGCUCCGUGGGGGACAGCACAGCCCCGGCUGAGGCCCCCCCGCUGUGGGGUGGUUCGAUGUGAGGGCGAGGGACGGGGACAUGCACUGGGGGCUGGCUCUGCUAUGGGGCUCGCUGCUAGAGCUCAGCCUGCUGCGCUGCUUGCUGCUGCCCCCAUUUGCUAUUGCUUGAUUUUCCGUCUUUACAUUCAGCUUGGAGCAGAGAUUCAGCCAGAAUCAUAAAGGCUGAGCCCCAGCAUCACUAGCGUAGCCAGGGCCCUCUUCAACGCUCCCAAAGACUACAAGAUGUGUAUUUUUAAAUCUUUUUUUUUUCUAAUCUUCCCCCCGCCCCCGAAAUCCCUUUAGGCCAAUGCCUUUUGCUUUUGAUUCCCCUCUGCUCUCCUGGUCAUAGGGCAGCAGCUGCAGACCAGGAGUGCCUGGGGUUGUUCAUGUCCAAUAAAGAUACAAGCAGCUUUCAGCAGACCAGACGGGCUCUCAGUCUGUGGCAGAGCAUGGGGAAAGCACAGAAUGGUGUUAAUUAAUAUGACAACCCAUUUAACUGAUUAAGAAAUAGACACCAGCGGUCAGUCUCCCUGGCUGGUUUUGUGCUUGUCCAGGCAGAAGCAAUGAUGACUGUAAUUAAAACAGUGUUGUCUCCUG
This is a messenger RNA of Meleagris gallopavo (turkey), 2772 nucleotides long. RefSeq names its product polymeric immunoglobulin receptor (gene PIGR). Gene Ontology annotation, cellular component: plasma membrane. Gene Ontology annotation, molecular function: transmembrane signaling receptor activity. The record is from RefSeq and is a predicted model, not a curated record. Lineage: Eukaryota; Metazoa; Chordata; Aves; Galliformes; Phasianidae.